AUGGCGUGCCCGCACGUUGGGUCCAUCAUUCGUUGCUACGAACAACGAGGCUCAUUGUCUGUCUGUCUGUCCGUCCCUCUAGCUCUCAGCCCUCCGACGCCCGCCCAGUCCGUCUACCGAGAAGACUGCACGCAAUGCUUCGACUCCAUCGAUGAUCCCACCGGCCUUGAUGUCUGCCUACAAUGCUUCAACGGAGGCUGCUCCGGCAUCCACACACACUCUCAGCUGCAUAGUGUCACCCGUGGCCACCCUCUGGCCCUCAACAUCCGCCGAACACGCAAGCAGGUCGUCAAGGAUGAGCCCGCUCCCAAGAUGACCAAGCUCGCCAUCGCCGCAGAGACCGACGCCGACCGCUACGAUGUCCAUACCUCGGCCAAGUGCCUCGAGUGUAAUGUCGACCUCGACCUGUUCGACCCCAAGAUCGCCCCCAUUGUCGACGGCAUCAUGAAGGCCAACACCUUCUCUCGCCAGGAGGAGGUCAAGGCUUGGGAGCAGGAGCUGACUUCUUGCGAGCACAUCCUUCUCCUGCAGCAGCACGAGGCCAAACAGCUGAGCAGCGACCUGGGACAGUGCUCCAAGUGCGACCUCAAGGAGAACCUCUGGCUGUGUCUUGAGUGCGGCAACUUGGGCUGUGGGCGAGCCCAGUUUGGCGGUGUUGGUGGUAACUCACACGGCUUGGCCCACGCUACCGAGUCGCAGCAUGCAAUUGCCGUCAAGCUUGGCUCCAUCACCCCCGAGGGCACUGCCGACGUCUACUGCUACCAGUGCGACGAGGAGAGGGUCGACGGUGACCUUGCCUCCCAUCUGGCCCACUGGGGUAUCAUCCUCUCCGACCAGGUCAAGACGGAGAAGAGCUUGACCGAGAUGCAGAUCGAGCAGAACCUACGUUGGGAGUUUUCCAUGACCACUGAGGACGGCAGGGAACUGCAGCCGCUCUUUGGCCCGGGCUUGACGGGACUGAAGAAUCUCGGCAACAGCUGCUACCUCGCCAGCAUUCUGCAGUGCCUCUUCGACCUCCCGGCGUUCCAGGAUCGUUACAACAGACCCGGCUCGGACCUGCCCAUUGUACCCGACCCUGCCCAAGAUCUGGAAACCCAGCUGUGCAAGGUGGCAGACGGUCUUCUCUCCGGACGUUACUCCGUACCCGAUUCUAACGUCGUCGCAUCCGAACAUUCUCCCGAGAUUCCGCACCAGAAAGGACUCGCGCCUAGCAUGUUGAAGCACCUAAUCGGCCGUGGCCAUCCCGAGUUCUCCACGAUGCGCCAGCAAGACUCUUUCGAGUUCCUGCAGCACUUGAUCAAACUCAUUACCCGCUCUCAACAUCCUAGCCCCCUCCGAGACCCUACCCAGAAAUUUCGCUUCAGCAUGGAGCAGCGUCUCCAAUGCAUCAGCUGCAGGAAAGUCCGAUAUCAGACAAACGAGCAAGAUAGUAUCUUCAUUGACGUCCCUCUCGAGAAGCUGCCUCCUGUCGAGGGCGAGGAUGGAGGUGAACGGUACAAGGCUGUCACUCUCAAGCAGUGCCUGGACAACCUGACGGGUUCCGAGACUGUUGAGUUGACUUGUGCAUCAUGCGGCAGCAAAGAUGGCUUUACCAAGCGUUCCAUGUUUAAGACCUUCCCCGACACUCUUGUCGUGAACGCGCGGAAAAUGGCUAUCGAGAACUGGGUGCCGAGAAAAGUGGAUGUGCCCGUUAUUGUCGGGGAUGAGCCUUUCGAUCUGGACAACUACCUUUCUCAGGGCAAGCAGGCCGAUGAGGACUUGCUGCCCGAGGACGAGGCUGGUUCUGCACCGGCUUUCGUCGCCAACGAGGCGGCAGUAGAACAGCUCAUGUCCAUGGGUUUCCCAAAAAACAGGUGCGAGAAAGCCUUGCACGCGACUGGCAACAAUGACGCAAACACGGCCAUGGAAUGGUUGUUCGGUCACAUGGAAGAUCCUGACAUCGAUGAACCUCUCGUCCUUGCUCCCACAGGCGCCAGUGGUGGCACGGAUGCCGCUGAUCCUGGCAAGAUCGAAAUGCUCUGCGGCAUGGGCUUCAGCGUCCCGCAAGCUCGCAAGGCUCUCCGCGAGACUGGUGGCGAUAUCGAACGGGCUGUAGAGUGGGUCUUCAGCCAUCCGGAAGACAUUGGUGACUUUGGCGACGAAGCGCCGCCUCCUGAAGCUGCCGAGAGGACUGAAGCCGGAAGUUCGACACUACCGGCCAAGUUUCAACUACACAGCAUCGUCUGCCACAAAGGCACCAGUAUACAUGCGGGACAUUACGUUGCCUUCAUCCGUAAGAUUCUUGAUACCCAGGUCCCCAAAUGGGUUUUGUUCAACGAUGAGAAAGUAGUAGAGGCAGGCGAUGUCGAGGAGAUGAAGAAGACAGCCUAUGUCUACUUCUUCAACCGCGUCGUCCUGGUCUGA
Neoarthrinium moseri is the source of this 2403-nucleotide messenger RNA. RefSeq lists its product as uncharacterized. Bases 1 to 2403 code for a protein of 800 amino acids. The record is from RefSeq and is a predicted model, not a curated record. Gene Ontology annotation, cellular component: cytosol; nucleus. Gene Ontology annotation, biological process: protein deubiquitination. Lineage: Eukaryota; Fungi; Ascomycota; Sordariomycetes; Amphisphaeriales; Apiosporaceae. The transcript is spliced from 3 exons. Gene Ontology annotation, molecular function: protein binding; cysteine-type deubiquitinase activity; cysteine-type endopeptidase activity.